AUGGGUGCUACUCUCCACUAUGCCAUCGGCGGAACAUUCGUCACCACUGCUCUAAUUAUGGGGAUGGCUUGUGUCAUUGUCUUCAGCGUAGUCAGUGACAUCAACGAUUUUCAAACAGAAAUCGAAGAGGAUCUCGACCAAUUCAGAAAUUUUGCUGACGACGCUUGGAAGAUAAUGAUGGAAAGACAACACACAAUUGAUUCCAUUCUGAGACUCAAACGAGCUUCUUACUCGGAAGGAACAGCUGGGUAUGGAGGUGGCAGUGGAAACUGGGCAGGAAGUGGUGGUAGCAGUGGCGGAUGUCAAUGUGCUGCUCAAGCUAGCGGCUGCCCUCACGGUCCUCCAGGCCCACCUGGAUUGCCUGGACACCCUGGAGAAGAUGGCGCACCAGGAAGACCCGGCGGAGCAGGACAAAGUGGACAUGCUGCGCAAAUGGGACAUUUAUCGGGAUGUAUCAGAUGCCCAGCCGGACCACCAGGGCCACCUGGACCAAGUGGUGCACCAGGAGCAGCAGGCCCAAGCGGAAACCCAGGACGAGAUGGACACGGCGGAGCAGGAGGUGCCCCCGGACCUGCUGGAGCUCCUGGAGCACCCGGAGCUAAUGGAAACCCGGGAAGACCUGGACAAGAUGGAGCUCCCGGAUCACCAGGAACCCGCUCACACUCAGCACCUGGCCCAGCUGGACCACCAGGACCACCAGGAGCACCAGGACAGCCCGGUCAAGACGGAGGACACGGAGGCGCUGGAGCACCCGGACCUGCAGGGGCACCAGGACCAGCCGGACAUCCUGGAGCACCGGGAGCAGCUGGAGGUGCAGGACAGGCUGGAUCCAAUGGAUCACCAGGACGUGAUGGAGCAUAUUGUCCCUGCCCUCCAAGGACUGGUUCAUUCGGCGGUGCCGUUGGAGCUGGCGGUAGUGGAGCCGGUUUUGGUGGAAGCAAUAACGGAUUCCAGGUCACCACCGUACUCCAAGGAAAUGCCAAUGCCAAUGGGCCGUUCAAGAACCGCGUUCUUUAG
Molecule: messenger RNA, 1017 nt
Organism: Cylicocyclus nassatus
Lineage: Eukaryota; Metazoa; Nematoda; Chromadorea; Rhabditida; Strongylidae
Source: the annotation of a GenBank genome assembly